Molecule: messenger RNA, 1541 nt
Organism: Corythoichthys intestinalis (scribbled pipefish)
Lineage: Eukaryota; Metazoa; Chordata; Actinopteri; Syngnathiformes; Syngnathidae
Product: ribonucleoside-diphosphate reductase subunit M2 B-like
Exons: 9
Coding region: 120-1190 (356 amino acids)
Biological process (GO): deoxyribonucleotide biosynthetic process
Cellular component (GO): cytosol
Molecular function (GO): ribonucleoside-diphosphate reductase activity, thioredoxin disulfide as acceptor
Source: RefSeq, a predicted model, not a curated record
UUCCGCUAGAGGGCGCAAGUUUCCCAUCACUAGCCUCUAAACACGUCCCUUUAAAUGGCUUAAUAACACACUCACAAAAAACCUUGAAUAAACUUCGUCGCCGACUCCACACGGUCGCAAUGACACCAACGCCGGGGAGAAGGUGUGAAGACAUGGACCGUGUGGGUGACGACCUUCGUGGAGAAGCGAAUGAGUUAAAAGACAAAGACCCGGACACACAGGUGGAAGAGCCUCUACUCCAAGAGAACCCCCGACGCUUUGUCAUCUUCCCCAUUCAGUACCCCGAAGUUUGGAAAAUGUAUAAGCAGGCCCAGGCGUCCUUCUGGACGGUGGAAGAGGUAGACCUGUCCAAAGAUCUACCGCACUGGGACCGACUCAAACCUGAGGAGAGGCACUUCAUCUCGCACGUCCUGGCUUUCUUUGCUGCCAGUGAUGGCAUCGUCAACGAAAACCUGGUGCAGAGGUUCUGUCAGGAAGUCCAGGUCCCCGAAGUGCGCGCCUUCUACAGCUUCCAAAUCCUGAUAGAGACGGUGCAUUCAGAGAUGUACAGCAUGCUCAUCAACACCUACAUACGGGACCUCAAGGAAAGGGACUUUCUCUUCAAUGCCAUUCAAACACUGCCGUGCGUAAGACGCAAGGCCGAUUGGGCGCUCCAGUGGAUUAACGACACACAGGCUUCCUUUGCCGAGCGAAUGGUGGCCUUCGCCGCCGUGGAGGGCAUCUUCUUCUCCGGCUCGUUCGCCGCCAUCUACUGGUUGAAGAAACGAGGCCUCAUGCCGGGUCUCACCUACUCCAACGAGCUCAUCAGCCGUGAUGAGGGAUUACACUGCAAUUUCGCGUGUCUGUUGUACAGCUACCUAGUGAAGAAGCCGUCCGAGGACAGGGUGAAGGACAUCAUCACUAAAGCCGUCACCAUCGAGCAGGAGUUUCUUUCCGAGGCCUUGCCGGUGGAGUUGAUCGGAAUCAACUCUUCGCUGAUGAAGCAGUACAUCCAGUUCGUGGCUGACCGUCUCCUCAUUGAUCUGGGACUAACCAAGGUAUACUUGUCGGAGAACCCGUUCGACUUUAUGGAAUCCAUUUCUCUGGAGGGGAAGACCAAUUUCUUCGAGAAGCGAGUGGGCGAGUACCAGAGAUUCGGCGUUAUGUCCAGCAUGAUGGACUGCGAGUUCACUCUGGAUGCUGACUUUUGAGUUUUUAAUAAUGGUGUUAAUUUAUUUGGUGGAGGUGCUAAGACUUGUGGAUAAUACAAAAACAACACAUAAGUAUCUUGUAGAAUUCUGUACAAAUUCAUAGACAAUACUGACAGCAUUAUUCGUGAAACUGCAACAAAUAUUUUAUUUAUGUAUGGACAUAUGCCAGCAUUUUCUUAUGUGCCAGUCUCUAAAUUGCAAUAAAAUACAGAUAUGUUAACUAUUCAUUCGCAGUUGUGCAGUGACCAGAUUUUGAAAUCAUUUUAAGUUUAUGAAGAAUGUGUUUUAUGGGGUGAAAAGUCGUUUGCGUCUGUUUUUUUCAUGAGAUGAAAAAUAAAAAAUUGUACAAAG